AUGUCCACAACACAAAGAAUCAUUAGUUUGUACGAAAUAUUGGAUGAUUCACUAGCUGAAUACGAAUUAUAUACGAAUGAAGAAACAGAAAGCCAACUAUUUGCAUUGUUGCUUAACAAUAUGUCAGCUGCUGAAAGAAAACGAGAGGAUUUUUCUUUCAAAAAUGAGGUUGUUUGUAAAAUAUUUGAAUAUCUGAAUAGAAAGAUAGGAAAGGCACGAACAUAUGACAUACUGAACAGUUGUCUGAUAGUUAAAAGCAGUGAGACAACCAAGGAAGUCAUUUGGGCUGGAUCAAAUGCAACUGUAAAAAUGGAAGCAAAUAAGCAAUUUGUAGACAGAUCGUGUCUAUUGAAUCCAAAGCAAACUAAUACCAGCUAUUUGGCAACAUUCAAAGCCAUAAUAAACACAAAACAAUACCAUAUGAUGAAAGAAGUUACAUACAACAUGCAAAAGACUAUUGAUUUGAUUGAAAAUAAGGUACGUGAAUUUGUGGAUAAAUUCAAUACUCUACACACGUGGCAGAUCUGUAAGAUGUGUGUGAGAAGCUCAAAGGAAGCAGAAUACGAAGAGAUGGUCAAUUUUCUAUUCUGUAUUUCCAAGAAGUGUCUGAAGGGCAUCUUCACAUUCAGGCAAUUCAGAAUAUUGAAGGGGAAAAUAACACUGUUUGUGUACAAGAAUAAAAUAGAGAACAUGAGUGCACAAGAAUGCUGUAAUCAUAUUGACAUGAAGAAUGUGAAGCUGUUUACAGGAAAUAGGUACACAAGAGAAGAAAACAUAAUAUGUUCUGCGAUGUUCCAGAACUUUAUGAUAACACUAUUUCAGCAGUUUUAUACACAUUUGAUCAAUAAGCAUUUCUAUGUCACAGAGAUGUCAGGAAGAGGGUUCAGGUUGCUGUAUUUUAACAAGGAUUGGUACCAAAAGGAGACCAAAAGAGUCUGUGAGGAAUUUGUGAGUAGCUGUAAAAUUGAAAAAUGUAGCUCGAGUAGUCAAAGCUAUGGAAGUAUCAGGGCGUUGCGUAAGCAGGAUGGAUUCAGGAUAAUUACGAACUACAAGAAAGUCAAUUAUCCAUUCAAACCAAUAAUUGGCAUUUUCAGAAACAUUCUAAGGAAGAAAUAUGAUCAUCUGAUUUUUGGAAACAGUGAUCGAAUCAAAGAAUUAAAGGAGCAUCUUGGUACAAAGACCGAGAUGAAUUACAUCCAUUCAUUUGAUUUGAGCAAGUGCUAUGAUCGAAUAGAUCAGCAGGUUUUAGCUGAAUGCGUCAAUAUGCUAUUUCAGGAAAUAGAGAGCAAUAGCGACUUUUUUGUAAACAAAUGCAUAAAAUAUACAUUUGAUGAAAUAAAACAGAGAUACAGACAUCAGAUGUGUUACAUUAACGGCCCAAUAAGCGACGGAAACAACCUAAUUAAGGAGAUCAAGGCCAUAAAAUACACAAAACAGGAUAUUAGUGAAAUAGUUUUGUCUGGUGUGUCCAAUCACUGUAUAAAAUACAAUAACGAGUUCUAUAGAUUUGCGCUUGGCAUUCCACAGGGUAUGACAUUAUCAACAUAUUUAUGUGCAUUAUAUCAGGCAAAUCUCGUUGAAAGACACUUUGGCUUCAUCAAUGAUGGCCUACUAUUGAACUAUGUAGAUGAUUUUCUAUUCAUAACCAGCAACAAGAAAGAGAAUGAUGAGUUUCUUGCUAAAAUAGAGAAUUUUGAUUAUGAAAACAUGUUGCUCAAUCACAAGAAAACUCAAACGAACCAAGAAUGCGUAACUUGGUGCGGAUAUAAAAUAUACAACAGUGGAUUCAACAUCAAAUACAGCUAUGAGACAGUGCAUUUUGGCUACAACUUUGCACUUCCUACACACAAUCCAGGUAGAAAUAUUAAAGAAAAGAUCAAGAAAAUUCUUCAGGUCAAACUGAACAAGCUGCUGAUUUCCAAGAAGAAUCCCAAGUGCUAUGAGAACAUAUACGACAUAUUUCUGUAUGUGUUUGGUGUAUUGGGUGUGUUAUUUGGGAGAUGUGAAUUUGUGAAUGUUGGUUUUGUACGGAAGGUAAUUGAUGAAAUUGUAUUACAGGUUAAAGAAUCUAUCAGAUGCAAUAGCCAGUUGAUUGAUAAGAUGGCUGAAGAUGCACUCAACAAAACAGGCCUUCUGAGCGUUGAGCCCAGAAGAUUCCAAUAA
Molecule: messenger RNA, 2163 nt
Organism: Enterospora canceri
Lineage: Eukaryota; Fungi; Microsporidia; Enterocytozoonidae
Source: the annotation of a GenBank genome assembly